AUGUUGGAAAGCAAGAGUAAUGUCGUAUAUGACCACCCAUCCAAAACUUUCAUUGGCGUCCGCUUUGUUCUCCUUGGAUUCGAUCCCAUCCUCAAAGACAAGGAUGAUCCUAUGUGUGUUGCUGCUCGAAGUGAUGGAAAGACACUGGUCACUAGCUUAUGGGUUGACCAUAGUUUUGAUGCUGGAAUGCCUGUUGAUCCCAACCAUGUCAUGUACAGACCUUUAAGAGAUUUGAAUGGAAUUCCAGGUGCCAAAACUUUAAUUGUUUGCUUGACUGGGUACCAGAGGCAUGAUCGAGAUGAUAUUAUGACAAUGGUUGGCUUGAUGGGUGCAAACUUUUCAAAGCCACUGGUUGCAAACAAAAUUACUCAUCUUAUAUGCUACAAAUUUGAGGGGGAGAAGUAUGAGCUUGCCAAGAAAAUCAAGAAGAUAAAGCUUGUCAACCAUAGAUGGUUGGAGGACUGUUUAAGGACCUGGGAAAUUCUUCCAGAAGCUAAUUAUGAUAAGAGUGGAUAUGAGAUGGAGAUGAUGGAGGCUGAAGCAAAGGAUUCAGACGAAGAAGCAGAAGAAAUAGCUACAAAGCAAUAUGAACAAAGAAACGUAUUGGCUAGUCCGCAAAAUUUGCAAAUGGGAAUGAAAAGUCCUCAUAACUCUGUCAUAUCAAAGCAAGAAGUAUCAAAAAACUUGUUAACUUCAAGUCCAUCUCAAGGCUUCUCUAAUGUUGGCCACACUUGUGACAUCGUGUCAGGCAUUGGAAAAGAGACCAAAUCUGAUGAAGCCUCAUAUUUGUAUGAAAUUCAUAAUAAGCAUUCUGAGGUACUUGUAUCUCUUGAUGUUAGAACUCCUAGGGGUGUUUCUUGUAUUAAGCCAUCAGAUCCAUGUGAUGCAAUACUAAUUUCUCCAAAAUCUGGAAAUGGCUUCGCUUCUACUCCUGGAAGUGCUGAGAAAUCUGAUGCAGCAAAGUUAAGUGCCAUAAGUUACUCGAGGAAAACCCCAAGAACAACCACUCCUUCAAUGUUCCCAGGAGACAAGGUGAAAAAUAUGUCCAGCGCAUGUGCACUAAACACUGGUAAACUUGAUGUUAGUGAGAGUCUUAAUAUCUCUUCCUCUGUGACUGAACAAGAUGGAAUUAUUCUUGGUUGUGCCGAAAUUCCUUUAGGGGAAACUGAGUUACAUGCCAAAGAGGGACACAGUGGUACAUUGCCAGAGAAGAGGAAGAUAAAUGUUUCCGAUUGUAGUUCCAAAUCACAAAAGAUAAUUCAUAAUCCAGCACACUUCUCAGAACAUUCAUUACUGGUGAAUAGAAGUGGAGGUUUGGGAGCCGCAUCGUUACCAGAUGGUACNCUUCCAGAAGCUAAUUAUGAUAAGAGGUGA
Ilex paraguariensis (yerba mate) is the source of this 1374-nucleotide messenger RNA. The record is from the annotation of a GenBank genome assembly. Lineage: Eukaryota; Viridiplantae; Streptophyta; Magnoliopsida; Aquifoliales; Aquifoliaceae.